Sebastes umbrosus (honeycomb rockfish) is the source of this 1373-nucleotide messenger RNA. RefSeq names its product IQ calmodulin-binding motif-containing protein 1-like. NCBI's taxonomy places the organism in Eukaryota, Metazoa, Chordata, Actinopteri, Perciformes, Sebastidae. Gene Ontology annotation, biological process: cilium assembly. The transcript has 11 exons. The record is from RefSeq and is a predicted model, not a curated record. Gene Ontology annotation, molecular function: calmodulin binding. Gene Ontology annotation, cellular component: cilium. Bases 276 to 1343 code for a protein of 355 amino acids.
GCCAGCGUGAUGACGUCAUGUUACCGUAGAAACGAGAGCAGCGUCUGCAUGCUAACAGCUAGCAGCUAGCAGCUAACAGCUAGCAGCUAGCAGCUGAUAUUCUGUGACUCCUAGAGGGAACAAGAAUCCACCAAAUACUGACAGUCUGGUGUGUUUGAUUUUCACCGAGGGAAUUCUUAUGGAUUAAGUUCCACUCAGUCCUGAGCAGAAGUCCAAUCAGACAGAUUAAAUGAAAACACCUGUGUGGGAGUUCAGAGGCUUUCAAGUACCACAAGAUGGAGCUGGAGCUGGAGGAGGAGGGAGCUGUGGUGGAGGAGCUGAAGAGGCAGCUGGAGGAGGAAGACCUGAACCCGGAGCAGAGAGUCAGCUUGCUGAACAACGGGUUAAACAAGGUUCUGAACAUGGCGGCGCUGCAGACGGACAGCAGCGUGUUGACUGCGGUCAAGUCUCGGUUGUACCUGAGCGGCGUCCUCAAUCACUGCGUCCGCCUCCUCUCUCUGGAUCCCAGAAGGCUGCGGGGCAACUGGGGCGCCGCCGCCACGCUCGCCCAGCUCACCAGUUCCUGCUGUGUGGGGGUUGAACCUGGUAAAGACUCGCCGGCCUUUCAUAAGCUGUUUCUGCCGUCAGUCGUGGACGGCCUCCUGUCAUUGGCCAGUCAGCUGAUGAGGCGGGCUGAGUGUGUGACUGUGUUCAGGAGGCUGAUGGAGUCCGUCGGCUGGCUGCUCAGAGCUCACACUCAGCUCACCUCUCAGGUCCUCAGCUGUGUCCACUACGAGCGGAUCCAGAUGUGUGACGACGCCAGUGUGUCUCUGCUCUGUGUCCAGAUGUGGAUUCAAACCUGCUCAGCCAGCAGGGACUUCCUGUCCGGGUUGAGCGACGACUGCGUCCUGCUGCUGCUCAACGAGGCCGUCGGCCAAUUAGCCGUCAGCUCUGACUCCUCGGUGGGCGGGGCCUCCGUCAGACUCAUCCUCCUCAUGGCCAAUCAGCAGGAGCUCCGGGUGCAGCCCCUCCUCCUCAGCUUCAGAGGUCUGGACAGCCUAUUGGACAAAGACUGGAGGGGGCGGGGCUUUGACCAGGACGUGGAUCAGCUGAUUGCACUCAUCCAAUCAGACACCAGGAGUCACCCACAGGCGUGUACUGAGCGUGUGCGGGCGGCGUGCGUGAUCCAGGCGUCCUGGAGGUCGUAUCGGACCAGACGGCGGGUGAAGAGCCUGAACAGAGCGGUCAGCGCGCUGCAGAGGAGAUACAGGGCUCGGAGGAGGCAGCAGCAGCAGGAGGAGGAGGUGCAGCAGUGGGAGGAGGAGCUGAAGUAUCAGGUGAGAGUCAUACUGCAGUACUGUUAGUGUACUGAUGGGUACUAGUAGUGUAGUAAU